AUGUCCAAGGAACAGUUGAAGAAUGAGUAUGGUUUUUUGACAUCUUGGCCGGAUUACCACUUUGAAGAAUUGCGAGGAAUUAUCACAAGAGACUAUGAAAAUACUGUAUGCAAUGAAUUUAAAGAUAAUUCCGAUUACACAAAAAAAUGGAACUGUAUAAAAUUUUAUAGCAUUUUAGAAAAAUUAGUUCACAAUGUAGGAUUAACAAAUAACAAUGAAAACAUGUGGAAUGACUUUAUAAGUAAAAUAACAAAACCUAGCGAGAAUGUUGAUUAUACUUCUUCAAUGAUUACUUCUUUUAUUGGUGCUUUUACACCUUUCGUUCAAGAUAACGCAUUAAAAAAUUUUAAUAAGUAUAAAAAUUCAUGGUUUAAAGGUUAUGAAAUUGAAGAUAUUUUGAAAUUAUUCUAUUUUUCUAUUAAUAUUGGAGACAUUCAAAAUUUGAUGAAAAGUCCUGAUAAUAAGUAUUAUGGGGAUACGUGUAAUUUCAUCAAUGAAUGUCUUGAUCUUUUCAAAUAUUACAAAGAAACCACAUGUCCAUCCGAUUCAACUAAUAAAUACAAUGAAAGUACAAUAUGUAUGGAAGUAAACAGUUUUUAUGAUAGGUAUAAAAAUGAGUUGCACCCUCACUUGAAAGGAUUCAAGCAUUUAGGGUUGACGAAUCCUGAAGACCCUAAAGCUUUGCUAGUCUGCCCAUGGAGUAGUGGUUCUUCAAGAUUCCUUCGACGGUUAUUUCAUGGAAGAAAUUUAAUGAAACCUAGUUCAUUAGCUUUUGUAGCUCUUAUUGUUUUACUGAUAGCUGGUUGUUCUUUAUCAUUAUACAAAGAGGAAGAAGAAGAAAAUACACUGGAUUGGAUGGAUAUAGAGGAUCAUCAAGAUUUGGAGAAUCAUCAAGAUUUGGAGAAUCAUCAGGAUUUGGUGAAUCAUCAGGAUUUGGUGAAUCAACAGAAUUUGGUGAAUCAUCAAGAUUUGGUGAAUCAACAGGAUUUGGUGAAUCAACUGGAUAUGGAGAAUCAUCAGGAUUUGGUGAAUCAACAGGAUAUGGAAGAUCAGGAAGAUAUGGAGAAUCAACAAGAUAUGGAAGAUCAGGAAGAUAUGGAUCAUCCUCAUAUGAUGAUGAAAUGCCAAGUAGUAUUUGAACAGUUUACGAAGUUACUGCUAAAACCAUUUCGAAUAAUGGAAAAAAUUUCUGCUAUAUGUGUUGAUUAUUCUUUUCUUUUUUAUAAAAAUUGUAAAAAAGGAAGAAAAAAAUUGUUCUUAGGUGGUAGAGGAGGAAGAAUAUGUAUGUGCAUAAACGGUUCUAUGGAUAAUGCACCCGUAAACAUUUUAAAUUAA
This is a messenger RNA of Plasmodium gonderi, 1335 nucleotides long. RefSeq names its product variable surface protein. The transcript is spliced from 4 exons. The record is from RefSeq and is a predicted model, not a curated record. The coding region runs from base 1 to 1335 and encodes 444 amino acids. Lineage: Eukaryota; Apicomplexa; Aconoidasida; Haemosporida; Plasmodiidae.